GAGUAAAAGAUGGCGGACGGAGGUAAAGGGAAAGAAGAAGACAGAACAAGGAGGAAUUUCUCAGCUGAAGAGAGUCACCAAGAAACUGAUGACGAAAUAUUAGAGAGACAAUAUUUUUGGAAAGUCGUGGAAGCAUUUCUAUAUUACAAGGAUUUUUCUCUACGGAAGCUGCAAAGGGUCAAGACGAACUUCAAAUUACUUCCUAAAAGACAUCGGGAAAUGCUUCCAAAUUAUAAAGAUCAUAUAUUAAAAAUAGAGAAAUGUAUUGAGGAGAAUCAGAAGUUCUUAUUCGAUAUCGUCAGCCACACCAGUGAAAUGUUUGAAAAUAGAAAUCAUGCAAGAAUUCCAUCAGCUCCUAGUGACCCAGCAAACCAACCAAUCAGUGGGUUUGACAUGGAAAAAGUAACAACAACGCUGAAACAGUUUGUGAGAGACUGGAGUGAUGAGGGAAGAGCUGAACGUGAUGCUUGUUAUAAACCUAUUACUGAAGAGAUCCAAAGACUUUUUCCAGGAUCAGAAUGUUCUAGAGGAGGGGUGUCCAUCCUUGUACCUGGAGCAGGUUUAGCAAGACUGAUGUUUGAUAUUGCAAAACUUGGUUACAGAUGUCAAGGGAAUGAAUGGAGCUUAUACAUGCUAUUUGCCUCACACUUUAUAUUAAACAGAGCCCCUGGCACGUAUCAUAUUACAAUAUACCCGUAUAUACACCAGACCUGCAAUAACCGAACAUCAGCUGAUCAGAUACGCGCAGUUCAGAUCCCAGAUGUGGACCCAUCUGAUAUUCCACCCAACCUCAAUUUUUCAAUGGCUGCUGGAGAUUUUUUAUAAGUUUACACUGAGAAAGAAUCAUGGGACUGUGUGGUAACCUGUUACUUCAUUGACACAGCUCAUAAUGUCAUCGCUUUCAUCGAAAAUAUUGAAAAAAUCUUAAAGCCUGGUGGCUACUGGAUUAAUCUUGGUCCACUAUUGUAUCAUUUUGCUGACAUGGCAAAUGAAUGGUCUGUGGAGUUACCGUACGAUGAGAUCAGAAGAAUUGCUACGGACCACUUCAAAUUUGAAAUACUUAAAGAAGAGACCAGUAUUCCAUCGGGAUAUAUUGAAAAUCAACGAUCCAUGCUGAAGCUGGUUUAUGAUAGCGUGUUUUUUGUCGCUCGUAAACCUCUCUGACAUAAGCGAAAAUGUCCAGUAAACUUAUUCUGAUAUUCACGUACCAUCAUGAACUGAUUUUGAAUGCCAAGGCCAUAUUCGUUUAUGACAACAAAUAGUUUAAUCAAUAAAUCCAUCAGUUUUUUAAU
Stylophora pistillata is the source of this 1292-nucleotide messenger RNA. RefSeq names its product protein-L-histidine N-pros-methyltransferase CARNMT1. Gene Ontology annotation, cellular component: nucleus; cytosol. Lineage: Eukaryota; Metazoa; Cnidaria; Anthozoa; Scleractinia; Pocilloporidae. Gene Ontology annotation, molecular function: carnosine N-methyltransferase activity. The record is from RefSeq and is a predicted model, not a curated record. Gene Ontology annotation, biological process: carnosine metabolic process.